Syzygium oleosum is the source of this 1208-nucleotide messenger RNA. RefSeq names its product protein MIZU-KUSSEI 1-like. The record is from RefSeq and is a predicted model, not a curated record. NCBI's taxonomy places the organism in Eukaryota, Viridiplantae, Streptophyta, Magnoliopsida, Myrtales, Myrtaceae. The transcript has a single exon. Gene Ontology annotation, biological process: hydrotropism. Bases 66 to 803 code for a protein of 245 amino acids.
CUCUCUCUCUCUCUCUCUCUCUCUCUCAUGGCAUCCUUCCAUUGCUGGUCCACGAACAUCCAAUAAUGGGGGAGCCAAGAUACGCAACCACCGCUUCGUCCGAUGACCGCUGGCGCACAAAGGCAGCUCCUUCGCCGCCGCCACCUCCCCGUCAGCCGCUCUCCCUAGUCCAGCCGUCCCAGAAGAAGAGGCACAAGACCAAGGUGUUCCACGUCUUCCGCUCCGUGUUCCGGUCGCUCCCAAUCAUAACCCCGGUGUGCAAGUUUCCGACGCUCCCGAUGGGUAUCCCCGACACCCACCGGACGAUCUCGGGGGCCCGCGUGACCGGCACGCUAUUCGGGUACCGGAAAGGGAGAGUCAGCUUGUCCUUGCAAGAGACCCCCAGAUGCCUCCCCACGCUGGUGGUGGAACUAGCCAUGCAGACCAGCGUGUUACAAAAGGAGCUGAGCUCAGGCAUGGUGAGAAUCGCCCUAGAAUGUGAGAAGAGACCGGACAAGGACAAGACCAAGAUUUUAGAUGAGCCCUUGUGGACCAUGUAUUGCAAUGGGAAGAAGUCCGGAUACGGGGUCAAGAGGGACGCCUCGGAGGAGGACCUGAACGUGAUGGAGCUCCUCAAGGCCGUGUCGAUGGGCGCCGGGGUUUUGCCAGGCAACUCCGACGUGGAGGGACCCGACGGUGAGCUGGCCUACAUGCGGGCACACUUUGAGCGGAUCGUCGGGUCGAAGGACUCGGAGACGCUUUACAUGCUGAGCCCGGAGGGCAACAAUGGGCCUGAGCUUAGUGUAUUCUUUGUGAGGAUUUGAGUUUGAUGUGUAAUGAUAACGAAAUCAUCUAGUGAAGGGUUACAAAUGAUCGUGCGAGGCUGCAUCGGGUGAUGGCUGUGUAUUCUUCAUCGUCAGCUUCACGGCAAGAACAAGCGAUGGAUCAUAACUUGGAUGAACAAGGUAGAAAAUGAGGGCCAGGGGAGUGAAGAGAGUUCAAGGGGAAGGCAGUGCUUAAUGAAUCAUUCAAUCUAAGACAACUUUUCUUAUAGAUCUACGUAGAAAGAAAGUCUUUUUAUGUAAUUCUCUUUUUGUGUAUUGUCCAUGGUCAUGAACAACAAAGAAAGAAGUUUGACAUGUGUUUAAAUUCUCAUCGUGUAGUUGUCGGCUUGUGGCUUUACCCAGAUUUUCUCUCAUCUCAAUCGUAUUUCUUUGUGUUUUUCGAUA